Messenger RNA from Phytophthora sojae, 1032 nucleotides. RefSeq lists its product as hypothetical. The record is from RefSeq and is a predicted model, not a curated record. NCBI's taxonomy places the organism in Eukaryota, Oomycota, Peronosporomycetes, Peronosporales, Peronosporaceae. Bases 1 to 1032 code for a protein of 343 amino acids. The transcript has a single exon.
AUGGAAAAUCAAGAAGGAAGACGGCGCACGACGGUGAAGUUCAAGUCACGCGGAUACUACCAAGGAACCAAAGAGGUCGCGCCGUUUGCAGGAGGUGACUGGAAGACCUGGCUGCAGUUCCAGCAGGAGCUCAACCGCACCUUCAUCUUCCUCUUCAUCUUCCUCGACAUGGACGACACGGACGCAGCUGCUCGCGGGAUGCAGCAGAUUAUCACUCAGCUUCUGGAGGGAAGAGACCUGGACACCUUCACGGACAGCGUGCAAGAAUUUCGCAACGAUGAGGCCACUCACUGGAGGGUGAUUGAGCAGGCGAUGGAUAGACUAACCGCCCGCUACUGCCCGAUGGGAACCCGAGAGCAACUACAUGACGAGGUCAAGGAGUUGCGCAAGACACGGAACAUGACGGUCACCGAAUACGCCAAGAAGUUUGAAGAAUUGCUGGCCCUGGAGAGAUGGAUUCUGGAUUACGAUGGAGAACGGAUGGAUGAAGCGGAGCGAUGCCGCUACUUCAGCCCGGGCAUGCCUCGUGCGUGGCAGAUGCAAGUAGAGAGCCCCAACAGGCCCGCUGGUCAGACCGGCCGCAGACGAAGGAAAGAUAUCUGCAGUGCGAACAAGUGUAACAACGAACGGAGAAAGGAGGCGUGCGCCAUGGACGAAGUCACGACGAAAAGAAGACGGACAAGAACUGGAAGAAGAAGGCCAUCAGCCACGAGAAGAAGAAAACGGAGCUGGGGAAGCGAGAACGUGACGACAAGACGGGGUGUGGGUUUUGCAAGUCGCGCGGCAAGGCGUGGAAGAAUCACGGCAACCCGGAGUCGCCGCGCUACAAACCACACUGGAACGGACAAUCGAAGAAGAACUAUAGUUUGCAAGGGAAGAAGACACCGUGGAACAACCAGGCGGCGGCGGCUGAACACGUCGAGAGUACUCAGCAAGGAGAUGCAGACCCCCUUUCGUAUUGGCACGCCCCCGCUGCGACGAACCAAGCAGCAGCAGCUCAAGUUGCCGCCGGUGCACACGGGACUGUGUUGA